Puma concolor (puma) is the source of this 483-nucleotide messenger RNA. The record is from RefSeq and is a predicted model, not a curated record. Lineage: Eukaryota; Metazoa; Chordata; Mammalia; Carnivora; Felidae.
AUGAAGGGCUUUGUUACUGUGAAGGUCACCUUAGCCAUGCUUAUGGCUGCUAUUGUGGAUGCCAAGAUCUAUGAACGCUGUGAACUGGCACUGAAGCUGGAGAGGGCAGGCCUCAACAGCUUCAAGGGCUACACCGUUGGAGACUGGCUGUGCAUGGCACACUAUGAGAGUGGUUUUGACACUUCCUUCGUGGACCACAAUCCUGACGGCAGCAGUGAAUACGGCAUUUUCCAGCUGAACUCUGCCUGGUGGUGUGACAAUGGGAUUACACCCACCCGGAACCUCUGUCACAUGGAUUGUCGUGACCUGCUCAACCGCCAUCUUCUAGAUGAUAUCUUGUGUGCCAGGCAGGUGGUGUCCUCACAGAAUGGUAUGACUGCUUGGGAUUCUUGGAUCCGGCACUGCUACGGGCAUGAUUUAUCUGAAUGGCUCAAGGGAUGUAAUAUGCAUGCAAAACAUGACUCAAAGAAAAUUAAGUCAUGA